This is a messenger RNA of Bicyclus anynana (squinting bush brown), 3159 nucleotides long. RefSeq names its product facilitated trehalose transporter Tret1. The coding region runs from base 648 to 2123 and encodes 491 amino acids. NCBI's taxonomy places the organism in Eukaryota, Metazoa, Arthropoda, Insecta, Lepidoptera, Nymphalidae. The transcript is spliced from 3 exons. Gene Ontology annotation, molecular function: transmembrane transporter activity. The record is from RefSeq and is a predicted model, not a curated record. Gene Ontology annotation, biological process: transmembrane transport. Gene Ontology annotation, cellular component: membrane.
UUAAUCGUGUCAUCGAAUUUCAAAGGUAACAGAAUUAUCCCAAAAACUUGGGCAAAUGGAAUUAAUUUUGGGCAAAACAAAGUUGAGAACCAAUGACACAUACCCUUGAUCUAUGGUAUUCUUUGGGCAACGUCUUUUUUUGCUGUCUCGGCGUUUUUACAAAAGUACCUACUUCACUGUUCGAUAAACUAUAUUGUUGUUACAUUAAAAUUGACAAGGUUACGCCGACUGCAGUGGCGAUAUGACGUCUGUUUAGGAAUAAAUAAAUAAACACUUUACUUAUAAAAUAAAGUUUAGUAAUAAAACUAUGAAACAAAUCAGUGCUAAAUGCUAAUAUUUCUGAACUGAAUAUUUAGGCAGGACAGUGAAUGAAAUGUUUGUUUUUUUUUUAAAUAAGUGAUAAUUUCUAAACUUUGAUUUUAAUUAAAAAGUGAAUGUUAAUAAUAUUCUAGUACCUACGUGAGAUUUUUUUUAAAUAUUUCAAUCGAAUCAAUUAAUCGAUUUUAGUUGUUCUAUUUUCAAAUUGUGUUGGAAAAUAAUGUGUGAAUGCAAAUUUAUUUGACAUGAAAAAAAUGUAACAAUUGUUUAAAAAAAGUAACAAUUUAUAUAUUUUUUUAAACAGUAUUUUUUUUUUAAUAACAAAAACAAUGGAAUCAUGCAGCUACAAGGAGGUGAAAAGUGUCGACUUCGUGCAAAAAGAAAACGAAUCGAUAAAAUCCGUUCUGAAGCAGAUCUUCAUAAGCAGUGCAGUAUGGGCGCAGUUCUUCAUGGGCGGGAUGUGCGUGGGCGCGCCCACGGUGUUCAUACCGCAGAUACGGAAGGAGGCCAACUCUACUGUCAUCGAUGAGGAGAUGGGCUCUUGGCUGUUUUCAACCAGCGGCUUCGCGAUGUACCCUUGGCUGAUAGUCCUGCCAUUGUUCACCAAACGCUAUGGAAGGAAGCUACCACAGAUCAUCACAGCUCUAGCGUCUAUGGUCAUAUUCAUCAUACUCUACUACAGCCAGAAUGUCAUCCAGAUCCUCAUAUCCGAAGUCCUUCAAGGAUUCCUUUACGCUGGGAAUGUGACAGUCAGGAUCCUGAUUGUAACAGAUUAUACGUCACCUAAAUAUCGAGGCAUUUUCUUGGCAAUCAAAUCAGCUAGCUUCUUCUGGGGUAUAUGGGUUGCCAAUGCGAUUGGCACUUUUUUCUAUUGGAAGAACAUUGCAAUACUUGGUUUUAUAUGUGCUGCCUAUACCUUGAAUGUUUUACUAUGGCCAGAGUCUCCGUAUUGGUUGGCAAGUAAAGGUCGUUUUGAGGAAUGCAGGAAAUCUUUCAGAUGGAUUCAUGGUAUUAAUGUCACAUCAGAGAAAGAGUUGAAAGAGUUAAUAAAAGUGCAAACAGAGAGAAUUAGAGUUGAGAAUGAGUAUGGGAAAAUUGGUUUUGUAGAUAUGGUUAGGAGUAGCGAGUUUUAUAAGCCUUUGUCGUUGUCAGCAGUCGCUAUAAUACAGUAUCAUUUUUCGGGUAAAGUUGUGUGUAGUUUGUACAUUUUGGAUAUUUUUAAGAAUAUCACAGCAGAUGAGUGGUCAGCGUAUAUGGCCAUGUUGAUUUUGGAUGGCGUAACAGUUUUUGGGAUGUACGUUGGUUCGUUUUUGUCUAGAAUAUUGAAACGGAGGACGUUGUACAUGACUUGUUCCUUCACAGGGAUAACAUUUCUGUUUACAAUAUCCUUGUAUCUGUUUUUGGUUAGAUUAAGCAUUUUAGGGGAGAACCAUUUUGUUACAAUUGCAUUACUGUGUCUUUAUUCUAUUUCUAUUAGUUGUGGACCUUUAAUUUUAUCUAUUUCGUUGUAUGGCGAGUUAAUACCGCAGAAGUUUCAAGCUAUAUCCUAUAUGUUAGUGUCUUUAACGUUCGGUAUUUUCUAUUCUGUUUUAAUUAAAGUGUCUCCAAGUAUUUUUAGGACAUUUGGUAUAGAUGGCACGUUUUUGUUUUAUGCUAUAACAUGUGGGUUAUGUACUUUGUAUUUGUUCCUGUAUUUGCCUGAAACUAAGAACAAAACGCAGCAAGAAAUCGAGGCAUAUUUCAAAAGUAAGGAUGAAGUUCAGAACGACAACACCUCUGUUGUAUUGCUUCCGAAUAAGGUGUGAUUUUUUGCUGUAGUAUUUGUUUUUUAGGGUUCCGUAGUUCAUAAGGAAACCCUUAUAGUUUCGCUAUGUCCGUCUGUCCGUCCGUCCGCGGACUAUAACUAUUAGAAAGCUGUAAUUAAGCAUGAGUAUGAACAUUAAAAAUGUGAACAAAGUCGUAAAAUUAAAUCUUGUAAAAUAUUUUUUUAGGGUACCUCCUCUUAUGUAAAGUGGGGAUAAAUUUAUUUUACUCGUUUAUCUCAUAGUGUGGGAUAUAGUUAGUUAAGGUAUAAAGAUAUAAGGGGUUUUUAGCACUAUUUUUCGAUUUACGGUACCGUUUGUAAAAUAUUAAGGUUUUAAGAGCUAUUUUUUGUUAGAUUCAAGUGUCCCGUCUCCCCCUCUACCAGCUAACGGUUUGUUUACGGAUAAUAGGAUAUAUAUAAUGCGAUUUUAUGAAAAACUAUAACAACUAGGUAGUAAUUGCUAUUUAAAGAUAAUCGAUUAACAAAAAUUGCAUAUUAAUUCCGUUGUUAAUUAAAUAGAUUUUUUUUUUAUUUUUAUUCUUUACAAGUUAGCCCUUGACUACAAUCUCACCUGAUGGUAAGUGAUGAUGCAGUCUAAGAUGGAAGCGGGCUAACUUGUUAGGAGGAGGAUGAAAAUCCACACCCCUUUCGGUUUCUACACGGCAUCGUACCGGAACGCUAAAUCGCUUGGUGGUACGUCUUUGCCGGUAGGGUGGUAACUAGCCACGGCCGAAGCCUCCCACCAGCCAGACCUGGACAAAUUAAGAAAAUCUCAAUCUGCCCAGCCGGGGAUCGAACCCAGGACCUCCGUUUUAUAAAUCCACCGCGCAUACCACUGCGCCAAAAUAAUAAUGUUGUAAGUAAGUUAUCUCAGACUCUAUUAAAACUAAAAAGCUAAAAUUUGGCAUGGUUAUAUAUUAAUUAAUUAAGUCUUUAUAAUGGCAUAAAGAAAGUAUGAAAAAAGCCUUUUGGGGUUCCUUCCCUACAUGUUAUGUGAGGCGAGUUUUUCCUUUUUCCAUAGUGUGUAAUAGUGAUAG